Camellia sinensis is the source of this 526-nucleotide messenger RNA. NCBI's taxonomy places the organism in Eukaryota, Viridiplantae, Streptophyta, Magnoliopsida, Ericales, Theaceae. The record is from RefSeq and is a predicted model, not a curated record.
ACACCGCUGGGUCACCAUACUCAACAGAUUGAAAGAAAAAACCACAGAUAAACAAAUGACUUCAUCUUCUACUAAUAAUACGAACUUGACAUUAAAGCCAAGGUUUUGUAAUUGUGGAAGAAUAGCUUCCGUGCGUAUUGUGCGAACCAAUGCAAAUGGAAAUAAAGGACGUGUCUAUUUUGUUUGCCCAAGAAAAUAUUCUACGAACAACCACUGCAAUUACUUCAGGUGGUUCGCAGACGACGACGACGACGACAACGACGACAUUACCGCAUCAGCUUCAACCAAUGCUGGACCUCGGUCAACAACAGAAGAAAUUAAUGAUCUGAGGACAACGCUUGGUGAGCAUGAUAGAAGGCUUGAAAGGAUGGAGAAGAUGUUCAAGGCAAUGACUUAUGUCAUUGUAUUUUGUGUAUUUUUGUACUUUAUCUUGUAAAUGACUCAAUGUAAGCUACUUUGUGUAUUUUGUGUAUUCAAGAACAAUGUACUUUUGUAUUUUAGGUUUUCGAACAUGCUAUGAAUGUAA